Molecule: messenger RNA, 1740 nt
Organism: Cyphellophora europaea CBS 101466
Lineage: Eukaryota; Fungi; Ascomycota; Eurotiomycetes; Chaetothyriales; Cyphellophoraceae
Exons: 1
Coding region: 1-1740 (579 amino acids)
Source: RefSeq, a predicted model, not a curated record
AUGGCUGACCCCGCGAGCUCGGGUGACGACAGCUUCAACGAGCAUGGCAAAGGCCCCGCACAGGUAGCAAACGGUGAAGAUGUCUCCGCCAGUGAUAUUGGUGGCUCAGCCGCUCAACAAAUUCCUACUUCUGCAUCCUCGACCAUGAUCUCGACCUCGAGUCUGAUCAAGAGCGAAGGCCAACUGUCUGCGACUGAUAUGGAACCCGGCUUCCCAAUCCCGUCUAGUGCGGUUCCUACCAGCAUAGUGUCUGAAGCCAAGUCGGCGAUUCAAGGUCAAGAUGAAAGUCUUACUAUCUCCGGACAUCUAUCGGCCAGUAUAAGCUCGACCUUCACCUUCACCACCCCUCCGACAAGCAUCUCCUUUGAGAUGACUACUGAAUCGGCGAAGCCUACCCACGAACCCACCCCAGCCUCCAUCACACCCGCUCCUGCUCUACCGCUCCCCUCGGACGAUGCAGACAAGGACGCUCACAAGAUAUCUCCUGGCAUCAUCGCCGCCAUUGUCGUUCCCCUCCUUCUCCUGCUCAUGAUCUUCUCCUUCCUUGGUUACUGGCUACAUCGCCGCUCCAUCAACCAGCGCAAAGCCCGCGAGCUCGAGAAGCGCGCUGAAUGGCUCGACCCAGAAUACAUCGAGCUGGUGAGGAGGGAGCUGCUGGGUCUCGAUCCUGACAAGACAUCUUACCCGUCCUCGGCCGCGGACGGCACAAAAGGGCAAGACUUCAACGAGCUCGGCAUGGUAGGAGACAUGGCAUGGAGAUCUCGAGGCAGCUUCCGCCUCACCAGUCGCAACGUCCGUGUCAGCAGCAGGGGACUCCGUACGCGCACCACCGAGAACGGCAGUCCAGUGGCCUUGAACCGCAAGAACAUGGGCAGCAGCAUAACGCUGUCGGAAGGCGAAUGGUUCUCCAUCGACCCCUCCCUCGCCACGACCGACAACAACAUCCCGCCCCAGUCUGAAGCUCAAUCUCAGUCUCAGAAACCGCAUCGCCUCCCACCUCCCUUCUUCGACCCCCGCGGCUCCAGGCGCGAGUCGCAGAUCGGGCUCGCUAUUCCGCUGCCACGCUCGCUGUCAGUCUCGCGGCCCUACUCGACAGCCGGCUACGGCACCACCGGCGGCUUGUUGACGGGCGAUGGCUACGAGGCGCUCUGGCUGGCGAGACGAGCCCGCCGCUCGCGCUCGCCGCUGCCACUGCCGAGAAUGCCGCUGCAGGGACCUGACGAUGAGGAUGACGACGUAAAGGAAACUUAUCUCACCGCUAUUACGAGCGGCAGUCAGGAGAGCACACAGGUUGGCUCCGGCAGCGCAAGCUUGAGGAGCGACGACAAGCUCAAUCCUAAGCCUGUAUCAGGUGGCCAUGCAAGCAGCUCCGACACCUUAUCGACCGCUCUUGCACUUGCUUCGUCAGAGACUCAGCAGCAGCCUCACAGCCAGACACGCUCCGCCACCACUGGUGUCAACAACACGACUACUAGUACGAUGACUACUACUUCCCGCUCUGCCGCCGCCGCCGCCGCCACCACCACCACCAUGGCUGACGACGCGGAACAGAAGCGCAAUGAAGCGACGCGCGUCUCGUCUCCCGGCGCCAAGACGUCCGGACGGCGCUGGAAGGUCUUUCGUGGUCGGCGCGAGGUCGUGGCUGGCGGCCGUCAGGAGGGGGCGGGCAAUGACGAGGUUGUUAGGGAUGUUUUGAGGGAGAGAUUGGCGGGCGUGAAGGGCAUGUUUGGCGGUCACUGA